GCAAACCCUGGUGAAGAUCUUCUGGGUAAACCCUCGCCUGACUGCGUAGGAAAGAAGUGUCUUGUUCUUGAUCUUGACGAGACCUUGGUUCACAGCUCUUUUAAGCCCGUCGAUAACGCAGACUUCAUCGUAACUGUGGAAAUUGAGAAUGUUCAGCACGAGGUGUCUGUGUGUAAGCGGCCUCACUUGGAAACCUUCAUUGAGGCAAUUGGCCCGCUCUUCGAAGUUGUGAUGUUUACUGCCAGCCUUAGCAAGUACGCGGACCCCGUGUGUGACCGGAUUGACCCGUCGGGUCAUUUUAAGCACCGACUUUUCCGGGAGUCAUGUGUCUUCUACAAAAGCAACUACAUCAAGCACCUCUCCAUCCUCGGCCGUGACAUCGAACAAAUUUGCAUUAUCGACAAUUCGCCCAUCUCCUUCUGCUUCCAUCGGCAAAAUGCGCUCCAGAUCGUUACAUGGUUCGACGACCCUACAGACACAGCCUUACUGGACCUUAUACCUUACCUCCAAGGUCUCGCGGCAGCACCCAGCGUCCUCGAAUACGUCUCUCAGAAUGUUCCUCCCCCAAGUGCAGCUAUUGCCCAACCAGACUUCUCACCAUGGCUAAUAGGCGCUCCGAGUAUAUAUGGCAAUGGUGUUGGCUACUAUGACGAUGAAGAUGAGGAGGAGGAGGAUGCAGAUGUCCUCCAUGAUGGCCCUCAUGACGCACGACUGCAGUGCCGGGAGGAGGAUGGUGGGGGGCCUUCGUCUCCGCAUGGUAUCAUCACCAUGGCAUCCAGAUCUUCCAGUGAGACCGUUACAGCGACUUAA
Molecule: messenger RNA, 810 nt
Organism: Mesocestoides corti
Lineage: Eukaryota; Metazoa; Platyhelminthes; Cestoda; Cyclophyllidea; Mesocestoididae
Source: the annotation of a GenBank genome assembly